UACUCAAAUCAAAAUAGAGAAAAAAACUAAAAUGACCGGUUCCAUUAAAGCAACAUGAGCCAAUAUAAUAAAAUAGAACCAAUUCCAUUAAUAAACAACAACAACAAAAAGAAAUCAAUUCGGGGAUUUCAGGUAGUUGGAUGGGAGCUGUGGGACCUGAGAUUGCCAAGGUUAUCGGGGUGAAAGAAGCGUUGAGUUGGAUCAAAUGCAAAGGGUGGAUUGGGGUGGAAAUUGAGACGGAUAAGCUAGUGGUGGUGCAGGCGGUUCUUGGCUCAGUUUCAAUGCCAUCUCAAUUUGGUUUCUUGGUUCAAGAUUGUCGGUCUUUAAUUUCGUCUCUUAAUUGUGUGUUUAUAUUUUGUUAAACGGUCUGCUAAAACUUAAUAAAAAAUAAAUAAUACAAAAAAUAGAACAACAAUUAAAUGUAUGAACUAAAUAACCAAAAAAUUAAAAAAAAAAAUGGACUACAACUUACUACAAUGAACUUAAACAAAGCAGGGAUGAAAUGAUGAUCAAUACUUCAAAACCGCAACAAUCUCAAACACUUUCAACCGAUUACAAGAAAAAAGAAGAGAAAAUAAAUAAUGCACAAGAAAAAACCACGAAAAAUACAGAACAAAAAAAAUUUAAAGAAAAAAAGUUUAAAAAAUAAUCGAACCACUUUAAUGGAGCAACGAUAAAGAAGAAGAUGAAGAUAAAACAAAAUGAAAAGAAAAGAAAAUGAAAAGGAAAAAAGUCUUCCAGCCCUAAACAUGCACUAAAGAUGAAAAUGAUGAUGAAUAGGAAAAGAAACAAGAAGAAGAGAUUGAUGAUGGCAGCAGUGACGAAGCCAGAAAUUUAGUUGAGUGAUGGCUUAAAUAAAUAUUAAGUCAAAACUAAUAAAAAUAACUGAUAAAUGUAUCUUUCAAAUUUUCAUCUUGAACAAAAUAAAAUAAUACUAUUGACAAAAAUAAAAUAAAAUAUUGUCAAUAGUAUUAUUUUAUUUUUUAAUAAAGUUAUUAUUUUUUUUAUUAUUUGUAUUGGACUACUUUUAAAAUGGGCCUGAUUAGAAUAAGAGUAGGCUCAUGAAUCAUGAGUAAGAUAUUGAGUGAGGGCUUUUGUGAAUUGGGCUUUAAUAAAUUGAGCAAAGUGAAUUAAUAUAUGUAUAUAUCUACAUAUAAAAAAUUUGAGGUAUAUAUUUGAGUGAGGGCUUUAGCCUACAUAUGAGCUAAAGUCCCUCCGUCCCUGGAUGACAGUGAUGAUGAAGCUACGGUCAUAUCAAUAGCUUCAUGCAAAAAGGGAAGCUAUAGUACAUUUUCACACUAAUAUUUUAAUAUAUUUUAAAAUAAUAAAGAAAACAAAAAGAUAAAAUAUAGAAAAUAGAUUUUAUUUACAAAAGUAUGACAUUUAAAAAAGAGAUUAUUUCACAAAUACACAAAAAUAACAAAAAAAAAAUUACAAAAAUACGAUUUUAUAGAAUUUUAAAUAUUUUUACGAUUUUUUUUAUUUUAUUUACAGAAAAUACGGUCUUUAUAUGUUGUACUCUUGUUAAUUUGUUGUUCAUUUUUUUGUAAUCUGUAUCUUAUUUUUUGUUGUUAUUUAGAUAUUAUUUUCAUGUUACUUUUAUGUAAUUUUUUUUUUGUUGUUUUUGUAUUGUUUCUAUGAAAAAUCGUAAAAAUGUAAAAUAAAAAUCAAAAUGUAAAAAUUUAAUUUUAUACGAAAAAAAAAGAGAAAUGAUAGUAAAUGGCCCCAAAUCAUAGGAUUAUGUUAGUUUAUGUUCUCAUUUUAAAAAAAAAAUAUAGCAAAUGACCCUAAAUCAUAAGAUUAUGUUAGUAAAUGUCUUUAUUUCAAAAUCAUUAAUUUUUUUUAUUUAUUUUUUAGAAUUAGAAGCAAAUUAUUUAAAUAUUAUGGUAUAUCUAUAUUAGUUUUGUUAAAAUCUUUUUUUUUUUAUUUUAAAGUUAUGUCAAUUUUUUUAAUUUUUUAUGAGUUGUUUUGGGUUGUUGGUAUAUAGAUUUUGUUGUACGGUAUAUUUCUAUUUUGUUGUAUGGUAUAUUAUUAUUCUUAGAUGAUAUUUAUUUUUUUAUUAUGAUAUGUAUAAUAGUGUUAUAUAAUUUUAUUAGCAUAAUAAAAAUAUUUUUAUGCAUGCAUAUAAUUUUAUUGCCAUACUACAUAUAUUUAAUUAUUAUUUUUAUUUUUUUUGAUUGUAUGAUUAUUUAUUUUAAAUAAUAUUUAAUUAGUUUUUAUUUUAUUAUAUACAAUGGUCAUGGUAUAUAUAUUUUAAUUGUGGUAUAUAAUUUGAUUAGUAUAGUAUACAUACAUAUAUAUAUAUAUAUUAGUAUUCUAUAUUUUUUAUUAUUAUUAUUUUUUGUAUAUAUAUUUUGGUAUAUGAUAUAUGUAUUUUGUUAUACAGUAUAUAAUUUUUUUAAAUAAUAUUUAAGUUUAAUUUUCUAUUGUACUUUUGUUGACAUGAUAUAUAAUUUUAUUAGCAUCCUAUAUAUUUUUAUUUUUAUUUGUUGUUAUUAUUAUAUAUAUUUCUAUUGUAAGGUAUAUAUUUUAUGUUAUAUGGUAUAUAAGUUUUAUUGUAUAGUAUAUCAUUUUAUUUUAGAUAAUUCAUGUUUAGUUUUUAUUUUAGUAUACAUAUAGGUGAUAUAUAAUUUUGUUAAUAUGAUAUAUAUAAUUUUUUUAAUAAUAUUAUAUUAUUUUGUUUUAUUUUUUAUUGUAGAUAUAUACGUUUUAUUGUAUAGUAUGCGAUUUUUGUUGUCUAUAAUAUAUUAUUUAUUUAAUAUGGUAUUUAGUUUUAUUUUAUUAUAUAUAAAUUAAUUUUUCGGUGUGUAUUCAUAUUUUAAUGGUGGUGUAUAUAAUUUUGUUAACAUGAUAUAUAUAUAUAUUUUAAGUAUUAAUUUAGCAUUGUUAUAAUUUCUUUGUGGUAUAUAAUUUUAUUACUACGGUAUAGUAAUUUUCUGUCCUACGAUAUAUCUAAUACUGCUGUAUAUAUUUAAAUGAUCUAAUAUAUUUAUUUAUUUUGUUACAAUAUAAUAAUAUGCAAUACUAAAAAAAUUAUGUAACUUAAUUUUAUUAUUAUAUAUAUUUUUUAAAAAAAAUAUGUGAUAAAUGUAUUUUUAUAAUUUUUAUUAGCUAAUUUAUUAGAUUUGGCCAUUUUCUUAAUUUUUUUAAAAAGUGGACAUUUACUAACUUAGUUACUAAAUUUAGGGCCAUUUUGCAUCUCAACCCCAAAAAAAAUGGUACCUGAGUGCGUUUGGAAAGCCACAAUGUAAUUGGAUUUGUGUGUAAUUGGAGGUAAUCACACAAUUUGGCAUGUUUGUCUGACCGUGUAAUUACACUGUAACUGUGUGAUUGGAAGUAAUUGAGGGGUUCCAAUUACACUCUCCAAUUCUCAUGACCCCCCAUGAGAAUUGAAUGUAAUUACACUGUGUAAUUACUAAAAACUUUCCAUAUUAAACAUUAGCUACUAAAAAAUAUUAUUUUUCCAUGUAAUUACUAACUAUUUCGCCAAACAAGAUAUUAGGAAUUCUUAUGUAAUUACCCACCUCAUAUCCAAACACACCUUGCAUUUUAAAAUAUAGUGUAAUUACUACAUUGUGUAAUUACCAUCCUAGUAAUUACCUUACCUAGUAAUUACACAGUAUUUUCAAACGCACCCUUAUAUAAUUAUCCCUUUAAAAAAAUCCAUAAAAAAGUAAAUAAAACACAAAAGUCAUAUACCAAAAGCACUAUUUGAUUAUGCCAAAACAGUAAACAAUAAAAAAAUACUAUAUUUGAUGUAAUUUUUACUUUAUUGUGCUAGGAUUUUACUCUUUCGCCCACGUAGAUUAACAUGCUUUUCUAGCCACAUCAAUAGAUUGAAUGGUUUAGGCCUUAAGAAUUAAGAUUUAAAAUUUAAAUCAUAAAUGACAAUCAAAGCACUAUUUGUAUGUUUCUUUUUUUGGCAUGCAACGUAUGUACUAAAAGUAAUCUUUUUUGGCAAAAACGCAUCAAAAAAAUUCUUGACAUAAUACAUUCCCGACCCUUAUAAGUAUUUUGAUUUGGUUACAUCUCCAAGAAAUCCUCAUUCAUAUCUUUGUUUAUCAAUUUGUUAAAGCAAUAUGCACUCAAAUAGAGCCACAAGAGAAGAAUCUUCUUAAGAACAGAGCAUAUCAAUGGGGAAAAAAUGGAAAGAUGAGGAGGAAAAUCAGAGGAUUGUCAAGGAAACAACAAUGGUACCCAACAGAACAAACGAAGUCAUAAUCACAGUAUUCAUCGAAAAACCAUGGCCAUGGCCUCAUAAGAGAGCUGGUGCUAAAUCAAAAAUGAUUUUUCCACCAAACCAACAAAAAACAAAAACACGAAGCUUUGAUCGCCGGGCUCAACUCCUUGCUUAUGCGCAGCAACUUAGAAAAUCUGAUUCAGAACAGCUACAACGGCCUAAAAAUGGUUCCAAGCCAAAGUACAAGAUGAACGUUCGGGUAGGAUUGCAGAGAAUAAGAACCCGAAAGCAAUAUCAGCGAUUAGUGCCAGAGGUAGACAUAUCAUGUAAACCAAAAUCUGUAAUUUGCAGAAAGAAGAAAGCCAGCAACAAACACACGGAUUCACCCUUUGGAAAAGUCAGAGGAAUUUUGAGAGGGUUUUGUAGAGAUUGAAAUAAGAUUGAUGGAAAAUUUUAUGUCAGUAUAAAAUUUGUUUGGAUGCCAUGUGUUUGGGAACAGGUCUAGUGCAUCUGACCCACUUUUUUAAUACAAUUUUUGUUAAGGAGGUGAGUUUGAGAUCCAAUUUCAUCCCAUUUAUUUGUUAUGCCGAGUCAAAUUUAUGUAAGACAUUGUUUCUGUGUUA
Messenger RNA from Cannabis sativa, 4803 nucleotides. RefSeq lists its product as uncharacterized. The record is from RefSeq and is a predicted model, not a curated record. The transcript has 3 exons. Bases 4134 to 4613 code for a protein of 159 amino acids. NCBI's taxonomy places the organism in Eukaryota, Viridiplantae, Streptophyta, Magnoliopsida, Rosales, Cannabaceae.